This is a messenger RNA of Torulaspora delbrueckii, 1659 nucleotides long. RefSeq names its product aspartyl protease BAR1 (gene BAR1). NCBI's taxonomy places the organism in Eukaryota, Fungi, Ascomycota, Saccharomycetes, Saccharomycetales, Saccharomycetaceae. Gene Ontology annotation, biological process: proteolysis. The coding region runs from base 1 to 1659 and encodes 552 amino acids. The transcript has a single exon. The record is from RefSeq and is a predicted model, not a curated record. Gene Ontology annotation, molecular function: aspartic-type endopeptidase activity.
AUGAUAUUAUUCAGAUUCGCUUAUAUCACUUUAAUAACCAACUUCUUCAUUUCGUUAGUUUAUUCCACUCCUACAUCGGUUCUGAAGUAUAGUGCAGGUCAUUUACAUAUACCGAUUAAAAAGGUGGAUAACUUAUCGAAGAGAAAGCUCCAACGGCGUAAAAGUACUGAGAUCGACUUACAGCAUGAAUCAGGAAUUUAUUACUCAGCGAUACUUGAAAUAGGUACUUCCCAUCAAGAAUUACCGGUUCUGUUUGACAGUGGAUCCUCUGAUAUGUGGGUCUCUAGUUCUUCUAAUCCCUACUGUCUCGAAAGCGAGGGAUACGUCAAUCAGACAUAUAAUGGUGAGACAGUUACUCCUUUUAUUGAUUGUAAAGCUCUGGGGACUUUUGAUUACAAUGGUUCAUCAUCAUUCGAACGGUUAGAUAUCGGACGCUUUUACAUCAAAUAUAGCGAUGAAUCUUUUGCAGAUGGAUUUUGGGCCAAAGAAAAAUUGCGUCUCAAUGGAAUCGAUAUCUCAACCUUACAAUUCGGUGUAGCAGAUUACGCGACUGUGCCUGUUGGGGGUGUCCUGGGAAUAGGUUUUCCUAGAAGGGAAUCAGUUAAAGGGUAUGAUGAUGCACCAAAUGAAUUCUACCCAAACUUCCCUCAAGUACUCAAAAAUGAAGGUGUCAUCGGUGUGGCUGCUUACUCUAUGUUUCUAAAUGAAGUAAGCUCAGAUGCAGGAUCCAUACUAUUUGGUGCAGUCGAUCCAACAAAAUACACCGGAUCUCUUUAUACUUUUCCAAUGGUAAAUGAGUAUCCCAAUGUGGUUGACAAGCCAGCAACUUUGGCAAUGACAUUACAAGCUCUUGGUGCUAAGAGCGACAGCAGUUGCAAAUACAAAACUUUCACAACUACUAAACAAGCAGUGCUGUUGGACUCUGGUACCACACUGAUGACUGCUCCACCAGAGAUUGCCGAAGAAAUGGCAUUCUUUUGUUGGGGGCCGACGUAUAAUGAGAGCGAGGGUAUCUUUUACUUCGACUGUCCUUCCGAUGAUGAUGACACAGAGUUCAUAUUUGACUUUGGAGACUUGAAGAUCACUUUACCGCUGGCGAGCCUGGUUAUAUCGUCAUCCGGGGACGGACACUGUGGAUUUGGCUUGACACCUGCUUCUUAUUCCAUGACCUUGGGAGCUAUUUUCCUCUCCUCUGCAUAUGUGGUUUAUGACUUGGAUAAUUACCAAAUAUCAAUAGCUCAGGCAAAAUGGGAUGGCAAUCCCUCACAAAAGAGCCGCGUGAGAAUCCCUAAAGAUGGUACAAUUUAUGGGGCAACCAAGGCCACUGCCACUCCAUGGACUACCGAUGAGCCGGUAAAAGUGGACUAUGACAUGUUUGAAGAUCAUUCCUCAUGCAUAGCUUCGCAAAACGAAACAAAUCAAACAUCAAGUGAGUCAAGCUCUUCAAUGACAUCCCCCGUCAACUCUACCUCGUUAUCAUUGCAGGUCUCUGUGACGUCUACAACGGCUGAUUCCCAGCCUACUGCCGAUCAAACUUCUACUACACUAGAUGCCGAACCGUCAUCAAUAGUAUUUCCCGAUGAUAAUAAGGCUGUCACCAUAGUUGUGACAGCUACAACGACCGUUGCCUCAAGCAAUAUGUGCCAAUGCACUUUUUAA